Hypoxylon trugodes is the source of this 1411-nucleotide messenger RNA. RefSeq names its product P-loop containing nucleoside triphosphate hydrolase protein. Lineage: Eukaryota; Fungi; Ascomycota; Sordariomycetes; Xylariales; Hypoxylaceae. The record is from RefSeq and is a predicted model, not a curated record. The transcript has a single exon. The coding region runs from base 203 to 1057 and encodes 284 amino acids.
CCUAAAUUACCGGCCCAUCGAACUUGGCAUCGAAUGAUGACACUGUAACCCAAGGAACUUUAAAGCUACAGUAUCUCCAUACAAUAGGAAACUUUAAGCAAUUUCGACAUGACCUAUCAACCUUGACCUUCUUUUCUUUUUCACCUUUGCAAUUUUGUGUUGAUACCCUCCUCCCAACACACACCAACACAUCGCGGUCACAAUGGAGGUCCUAAGGCAAAUCCUCGAGUACAUCCUAACGCCCUCGGCCGAAAUAUUCAUCGUCGGGGCUAUAAUCGUACUUAUUCUCCCCACGCUCGUACACCUAUACAUCGUGCGCACCACGCCCUACACAACCCUCCCCUCGAUCCUACUCCUCGGUCCCUCAGGUGGUGGUAAAACAGCCCUCCUCACUCUCCUUGAGCGCGGCGACAAUGCCGCCGCAACGCAUACCUCGCAAGACCCACAAUCCAUCGAAUUAACCGUCUCCGAUGACCAUGGCGCCUCGACAUUCCGCGAAGCCGCACGCGACGAUGCACCAGGUUCGCAUCGCAAGUUCCUCCUCGUCGAUACUCCGGGCCACGGAAAGCUGCGCACGCAACAUGCCAAUACGGGAUUAGCUGCUAGCACGCUGCGGGGUGUUGUAUACGUAGUCGACGCCUCGGCCCUCGAUGAUAGCCUACCCGAUGCCGCAGGUUACCUAUAUGAUAUCCUACUCGCAUUACAAAAGCGCACCGGCGCCGGUAAGACGUCUAAGACACCGAAUGCUAUCCAUGUUCUCGUCGCGGCGAACAAAUUAGACCUAUUCACCGCUCUCCCCGCCUCCCUCGUCAAGAGCAACCUCGAGGCCGAACUCGGCCGGAUACGGCAGUCCCGUAGCAAGGGAUUACUAGAUUCUGGCGUUGGCGUUGAUGAGAUCGGAUCCGAGGAGCAAGAUGACUGGCUAGGCGCGUAUGGCUCGGAGAAGUUUCUAUUUGACCAAAUGAGGGAAUUCGAUAUUGAAGUUGAGGUUAUUGGGGGAAGCGUACUCGAGGGCAAGGUGGAUAAGUGGUGGGAUUGGAUAUCAGGCCGGAUUUAAAUAUGAUAACAUUUGGCUCGCGGUAGCUAUUUAACUACAUCCGACUUCACAACCGACCUACCUACCUUACCUUCGUACGCAGACCCUGCACGGCUACAUACAACGCCCUGUAUUAGAAUGUGCAGGAUUUCCACGAAGUUGCCAGAGCACAGUCCAGGGCCCUCGUUACACAUCAUUGGAAUACGAUCCGAUCAGAAGAUGUAGGAGAUACACAUAUGCCCGACGCGGCAUCUAUAAAAACACCUCAUAGCACCUAAUUCGAAAUACGUUGGCUCGCCAUCGUACCAAGACACAUAAUCCCUAUCGACGCGACCCAAGAAACAUUAGUACCUAGGCAGAUAUGCCAUUAUCAUA